CCCGGCUGACCGCUCAUGUCUCUGCAGAGCCGAGUCCCUGGCCCCCUGGCACAGCUGUGUUUGGCGGGACAGCUGCUUAGUGCCCCACACCCCUGGCCAGGCACCUCAGCCUGUGCCAAGUGGACCCGCAGCAGUGCAUGCGGUCUUCCGGCGUCCCCUGAUGCCAACGGGCCCCGCACGCGGACCCCAGCGGGAGUUGGGGCUUGGGAGGCGCUGGCGGUGGGGCGGAGAGCUGGGGUGUGCACCUGGGCCCCCCUGGCCUUGGCGGCGAAAGUGGACCCGAACACCUGCACCAACUGGAAGGAGGCAAAAUCCUUUCUGAAGGGCCUGAGUGACAAGCAGCGGGAGGAACAUUACUUCUGCCAGGACUUCAUCAGGCUGAAGAAGAUCCCGACCUGGAAGGAGACGGCGAAAGGGUUAACCCCGAAGGUGGAGGAGCCCAAGUACAAAAAGGACAAGCAUCUCAAUGAGAAGAUCUCCCUGUUCCGAGGUGAUAUCACCAAGCUGGAGGUGGACGCCAUUAUCAACGCCGCCAACAACUCCCUGCUCGGAGGCGGCGGUGUGGACGGCUGCAUUCACCGGGCCGCCGGGCCCCUCCUCACCGCGGAGUGCCGGACCCUGCAGCACUGCGAGACUGGGAAGGCCAAGAUCACCAGCGGCUAUAGGCUGCCGGCUAAGUAUGUCAUCCACACGGUGGGGCCCAUCGUCCGCGGAGCGCCCAGCGCCAGCCAGGCUGCCAAGCUCCGCAGCUGCUACCUGAGCAGCCUCGCCUUGCUGCUGGAGCACCAGCUCCGCUCCGCCGCACUCCCCUGCAUCUCCACCGGAGUGUUUGGCUACCCCAACGAGGCAGCUGCAGAGGUGGUGCUGGUCACGCUGCGCGAGUGGCUGGAGCAGCACAAGGACAAGGUGGACCGGCUGAUCAUCUGUGUGUUUCUGGAGAAGGACGAAGACAUCUACCUGCGGCGGCUCCCCCACUACUUCCCAGUGGCCUGACCAGGUCUGAGUUGCUGCACACCCUGACCUGGGGGAGUCGCCUGGGCUUGCUGGACCUUGCUCCCAGCUCUAAGAGGUCGCUGAAGC
Messenger RNA from Myotis brandtii (Brandt's bat), 1080 nucleotides. Its product is annotated as O-acetyl-ADP-ribose deacetylase MACROD1-like. Gene Ontology annotation, molecular function: ADP-ribosylglutamate-[protein] hydrolase activity. The transcript has a single exon. The record is from RefSeq and is a predicted model, not a curated record. Lineage: Eukaryota; Metazoa; Chordata; Mammalia; Chiroptera; Vespertilionidae. Gene Ontology annotation, cellular component: nucleoplasm. The coding region runs from base 16 to 993 and encodes 325 amino acids. Gene Ontology annotation, biological process: purine nucleoside metabolic process; DNA damage response; peptidyl-glutamate ADP-deribosylation.